Messenger RNA from Misgurnus anguillicaudatus (oriental weatherfish), 2041 nucleotides. Lineage: Eukaryota; Metazoa; Chordata; Actinopteri; Cypriniformes; Cobitidae. The record is from RefSeq and is a predicted model, not a curated record.
GUGACCAUACAUACCAUCAUCUCCACUGAUCUACAUUCAUUCUCUCUCUAUUAAUGCUCUGAAGUUUCAAGCCUGUCGUAAACUCUCCAUUCAAACACACACUAUCAGGAUGUGGAUGAUAUUUUCGGGAAUCGUCUUUGGGUUGCUGUCCCUCUCCAGUUCAGACAAUCCAACAGUGAAGUCACGUAGCUGCAGUUAUAUGGGAGUGUUUCAUGUGGAGGGAAGAGCUCGCUACAAUCUGACGUAUAAAGAUGCCAAGAGGUUGUGUGAACACCUAUCAGCUACUUUAGCACCAAUGGACCAGCUGCAGAGAGCUUAUAAUGCAGGACUGCAGACGUGCAGGUACGGCUGGAUAAAUAACAGUCAGCCGGUGAUCCUCCGUCACAAGCCACAUCAAAUCUGCGCCGGCAACCAAAUCGGCAUUAUGACUUGGGAGAAAACUCAUCAUGCUGACGCCUUCUGUUACGAUGAAAACGAUUUGUCAGGAAAAAACUGUUCAGCUAAGUCUGGGAUUUAUUUACCUGGAUCUAAGAGUUUAAAUACAUCAGAUGGUGACUCUGCAUCUGCAGAAGACCAAUCGAGUGUUGAAAGGACCGACCAUGAAAACGCAACUGAAGUUACACAUCUGGAGAACGCAACAACAUCUGAGUCGACUACUGCAGUCUAUUGGACCACUAAUGGUUCUGCGUCUGUAAACACCUCACAGGGUUUUACAGAGAAUGAUGAGACUGAUGAAACAGAACAUCCACAGUCUACACCUGUAAAGCCUGAUACAGAUGCCACAAGGCCAAAUGGGCCUCAGUCGGACAACAAAAAUAACUCAGAUGCCACAGAGCCGAAUGUGCAUCAGUCACCCAUCAAAAAGAGCUCAGAUUGGCUGGUCAUUUUAUUUGUAAUUUUGGCUGUUCUACUCAUUCUGCUUGUAUGUGCUCUGGUAGCAACCAGAAAAAGAUGGUGUGGUAAAAAAAGAACUUUGAUUAUCACAAAAAAGAGCAGCAGUGACAAAAACGGUAGAUCAGCAUCAUUCACUCAAAAGCAGGAGAUGACCACGCUCAUGAACACUGAAAAAAAUCUCAGCGCAUAACUUCAGAGUUUAUUAACAUCAAUCUUGAUAAGCCAACAGAGAAAAUCCAGCAGCAAUAAGAAUGAGAACGAGAAAAGAUCAAAGUGACAUACAAUAAAUACACUGGAAGGAACAAAGAGGAAAUCAGAAGCCCGAGUAGCUAAGAGAUUGAGUCAUACGCUGGUUUUAAGUGUUUUGGGAAUUGUUUAGUUUAGACAUUUUGUAUUGAACUUUGGGCAACUUUGCUUACUUACAUUAUAUGAGAUUAUUGUUUUGAGGAUUGUAUUUUGUAUGUGGUAACACUUCACAACAGGUAAUAUAAAAUAUUUUUCAUUAACAUUAGUCAAGUAAGAAUAACACUUGAUUUUUUUUACUUUUUUAAUCAGUGUUAAUGUAAAUACAUUUGUUCAUUGUUUCUUCGUGUGCAUUAACUUAUGUUAAGAGGCACUUUUAGUAAAUUAAUAUUUCAACCAAGAAUGAGCUCUCAUACCUCUAAUUGUCAGACCAUCUUGACUUUGUACACCUGUUCACCAUCAACCCUACUACAAUUUCAGCGUCCUUUGCAGCACAUUUACAUGUCAGUACACAGUUUUCUCCAACCUUUACAUGCAGUCUUUAGUCACAACUUCCAUGUCUCAUGUAACUUCUCAUGUAGCAUAUGCAGGAUGGACAAUAGGGAAGUCAAAAAACCACUGAAGAAUAAGAAUCAGUGGCCCUUGAAUCUGAAACAAGGAAAUUUCAAAAGUGUUUUUCUUCACUGGUACAUGGACAUAGGCCGUUUCUCAAUACCAAGAAUGCCAAUUUCGGACUUGCAAGUUCAGACUUAGAAGAACGAACUCCCGAGGACAGGAGGACACAUCUGCAGUUAUAUUACAAAUGGAACAGCAAAGUCUUGAGGUCAUCAUUCAGUCUAACCAAUACGUGCAGCCCUGGCUAUUUUUAUUUUAAUGUAUUUUUACAAUAAAACGAUAUACUGUA